Triticum aestivum (bread wheat) is the source of this 615-nucleotide messenger RNA. RefSeq lists its product as uncharacterized. Lineage: Eukaryota; Viridiplantae; Streptophyta; Magnoliopsida; Poales; Poaceae. The transcript has 2 exons. Bases 35 to 484 code for a protein of 149 amino acids. The record is from RefSeq and is a predicted model, not a curated record. Gene Ontology annotation, molecular function: serine-type endopeptidase inhibitor activity. Gene Ontology annotation, cellular component: extracellular region.
GGAACCUAGCUGACUGACCUGCCUGCCUGCGGCCAUGAAGACAUACAUUGCUGCCAUCCUGCUGGUGCUUUCCCUCGCCGGGCGCCUCUCCGCCGCAGCCGCCGACGCCGACGACAAGGUGGACGCCGUUAUCCGUCUCCCGAGCCACGGUCCAGGGGUCGCUGGCUCGGGUGGAGCGACGGCGGCCGUGAAGGAUUUUGGGCGGCCGAGCUGCUGCGACCGGGAGCGGUGCGGCGGGACCCUGCGGGUCUGUCACUGCGAUGAUAUGUUCGACCGCAAGUGCCCCGCCACCUGCGCGGAGUGCGUGUCCUUGGGCCCAUCCCACCACUACUGCGGCGACAGUUACCUUGCUGGCCCCGUGCCCAGGUGCACCAAGGUUGACCGCAACGGCGACAUCUCCGGCGGUACGCCCGGCCGCAGCAUUGCACCAGGUGAUGGUGAGUCCAAUAAAUUGAGCCGGCCGUUGGACAAGUGGACAGAGUGAGUCGCUGUGCCAGCGUUUGUUCACCUGUUGUGGUCGCUCUUCCCCCCCUUUCUUUCUUUGUUUCUUUCUUUCUUUCUUUCUUCCGGGAUGUUGCUGUAACGCUAGUUUAAUUGCACCGAUGAAUAAGAUGA